Molecule: messenger RNA, 1861 nt
Organism: Lycium ferocissimum
Lineage: Eukaryota; Viridiplantae; Streptophyta; Magnoliopsida; Solanales; Solanaceae
Exons: 2
Coding region: 285-1256 (323 amino acids)
Source: RefSeq, a predicted model, not a curated record
UCUUGCAAAAAAAUAAAUAAAGUCUUCUUCUUUUGUUUAGCUUCCUUUCUGCCCAUUAAACAUUGAAAAUGGCAGAUUAGAAAUCAUCGUUUCCCCUCCAAAGGAAACACUCAUCAUUGCUCCCAACAAUUCUUUUCCUACCUUAGAAACCUGAGCUUCUAAGAAUACUUUCAUUCCCUUUCUUUUUAUUCUUAAACAAUAUAAAUAUAACUCUCUUCAUAAUCUUUUUUCUCCCUCUUCUCUCAAAGUCUAUUAAUUACUAUUCCAAAAGAGAUCCUUUCUUUAUGAUGGAUCCUUCUUCUACAAACUCUGUGAAUGGAUUUUACUCUUUUCUAACAAGAGGGAUUGAUGAUCUUGAAAGAGUUUUCUUGUCUAACAACUUCAUGUCUAUUCAAUUCCUUCAAAGGGUACUUUCCCUUUUGAGAUCUUUCCAUACACAGUUAACACUUCUUGUCCAAAAACUUCACUUGCCUGUUGGUGAAAAGUGGCUUGAUGAAUACAUGGAUGAAAGUUCUAAGCUUUGGGAAGUUUGUCAUGUUCUUAAAACUGGUAUUUCUGUCAUGGAGAAUUACUAUUCUGCUGGUUUUAACCUCACUUCUAAUCUUGAUACGCAUCCCCACCUCAGCCCUCAAUUCUCUAGACAGGUGAUUAGAGCAAUAACAGGGUGCAGAAGAGAAGCAGUGGGAUUAGAGGAAGAGAACAGAGCAUUAAUGGAAACAAGAGUUGAGCCACUUUCAUCAUUAAGGUUUGAUGAAGUUGUUUCAGUUGAAUCAAAGCUAAAUGGAUUCAAUGGAUUUAGAGGAGUUCUAUAUGCAAUGAGGAAUGUUAGUUCACUUUUGCUAAUGAUCUUGCUCUAUGGAUUAGUCUACUGUUGGCCUGAAUCAUCAUCAGAAUUUUUAAGAGGAGGUGAAUAUCAAACAGGUUUGUUUUUUGGAUCAAAUUUUAUGAUAUCAACUUCAAGAUUGCAACAAAGAGUAGCUUCUGAGAUUAAUAAAAAUGGGGUUUUGUUGUAUGAGUUUCAAAGAUCAAGAGAAGUUAUGGAUGAACUUAGAGGAGAAUUGGAAAAAAGAUGUUGUGGAAGUAGUAUAGUGGAUUGGGAAACAGAAAGUGGAGUAAGGGAAAGAGUUGAUAAUUUGAAAGGGUAUUUUGGGGUUUUGAGAUCUGGUACUGAAAAUAUUAUUGGACAAUUGGAUGAUUUUUUUGAUGAAAUUGUUGAAGGAAGGAAGAAGCUUUCGGAUUUCUGCAGCCAUAGGUAGAAGAAAAAGCAAUGUUUGGGAAGGAAAAAAAAAAAUACAAGUAGGGAAAUCUGUAGUUGUUGGUUGUACUUUUUGUUGGUUUUAACUUCUUUUUUUUUUUUCUUUACUCUCUUUUAAUCUUUUUUCCUUUUAGGAUUUUCUUGGGGGUUUAUUCCUUUUUCUUUUAAUGUGUAAUUUGUAAGGUGUUGUAGUUGGUGAGACCCCUGCAAAUGUCUUUAUUUCAAGAACUCAAAGAAGAAAAAAUUUGAAGGAAAAAAGAUUGGUGAAACAUGAUUUAUCAACAAAUAAACCAAGCAUGAGAUUCUGUUCUGUUCUUUUAGAGGUCGUUUGGUACACGGUAUUAGCUGGGAUACCCAAAAUUAACUGUGGGAUUAAUUUUGUAUCAUGUUUGAUAGAAGGUAUAAAUUUAUUCUGGAAUAAAUUACCUUGUAUCAAACAAAGUAUAAAAUGCAUCCCAAACUUAAAGAUGGGAUAUCCCAUCUUAUCCCAUUAAUGCUGGAAUUAUUUUAUCCCAUCUCCUAGAUGUGAUAAAUUAGUCCCAAGAAAUGGAUAAAUUAGUCCCAAAAUUAUAAUUCUGAAAUAAUUUUGUCUACAUAUCAAACGAC